CAUCUAAAACUAACAUUAAUGGUAUUAAUAUAUUCUAAAAAGUCAGCUAAUUAGAUGAACAGAAAGCUUGUUAAAUUCAAGUGUAUUGUUAGUUAACUGCCUGUACUGACUUUGUAUUUUUUCUUACACUUCUUUAGAAACUAAAAUCUCUUAUUUCCUUUAGUCUUCCCAUGAGGAAAUUGUAUUUUGUCUCCCUUAAAUUUUGUUUUAACUCUCUGUAUCUCAUUUGCUGCAGCAAAAAAGAACAAAACUAAAAGAAAUCUGAAGUAUAAAAUGAGACCAAAAUUAUCUGGGAUGAAAAGCUGUAUUACCAUUUUACACAGAAGAUCUGUAAUGCUGUAAUGUUUUUUUGGUAUUAUUUCCAAUCUCCUCCUCAACACAUUUUUGCAAAUUACUCAGUUCUCUCAGCAGUCUGAAACAGAGACUUGAGCUGGAUUUGGCCAAAGAUUUCAUAAAGAGAAAAAAAAAAGUUAAGACUCCCUCAAAACAACCCCCUAUUAGGUGCUGAUUAGUUGCUGAUGAAGUGAGUUGAGAGACUCAAGUCCUAUUCCCUUACCCGAUACUGGCUUGAAAUGAGCCAUUUAUGUAAGGGAACUUAAAACAAACAGGAAACCCCUCCAAAUUCUGUGCAUUCAAUUUUAUCUCCUUUCAGUAUGAUUUCUCUGGAAUUGAAAUAAAAUCAGUAGAAGUUGAGCGUCUUCAACAAUUCUUAAGAAAAUCAGACGACUGGUAUCAGAAACGGAAACAACAUUAGAUCAACCUUUGAAAAAUAUAAACAUUUGGGGCCUCGCUUUCCUCUGACAUCAAACAGACGUAACAAUAAGCUACUCUGCUUUCUGUUUAUUAUCAAUAGUAUUCUGCACAAAAGCGACUAAAAGACAAGACCCUGGAAAAGUGAGGAACACUAGGAAGUUCAGACAUGCCAGCAGUGUGCCAUUGCAGCAUGCUGAAUGUAACACAGCUGCCUUUUACCUUUCUGAUGCUGAGUCUCAUGGCAGAUGCUGAACACGAUGAGCAAUGAAUGAGGGUGACUUAAGAACACUAAUCCUCAGCCACACUGUCUGAUGGGGCAGCGUGUGCCUAAAGCUCAGGUUCUGUCCCAGAUACAGCUCAACACGGUCUUCCUCUUCCCCAAAAGGUGAUCAACAUCUUUCCACUUCCAUCCAAUGAAGGAGACGCUCUGGACAAGGAAGAGACAACCACAAACAGCUACGUAACGUCAGAAAGGUACAGACAGCCAAGUUUGGGAGAGGAAGUGCAUUACUUUGUUCUCAUGCAACACUGUUCCAAUAAAUAUCUGUCAUGGUAUUUAUUACACGUGGCAGCUCCCAAGUAACUACCUGCUGCAGUGGAAACUUAGAAGGGAUCAAAAAGGUUCUUCGUCUGCAAAGAUGGAUCAUUCUGUAUGUGCAUAGAGCAUGGGAAAACACAGCCUGCAACACCUCAGCAACUCCAGAAGGAAGCAGAAGACAACGCUCUACAAAUCACUCCUUUGCCAAGUAACAAUAAUUCAAUUAUAAAAAUAAAAUGCAGAACCAUUUGUGAAUAUCUACAGAAAUUACAUUACAUGAAGAACAAGUUCAGGCUGGUCUUAACCAGAGGAAAACAUAAACUUCUACUCAUGGAGAAGAAACAAAGUUUAAUUUGCUCAUGGAUGAGUGAAGUCCAAACCUGUGCAUUCAGUUUUGGUGGACUCUGCCCUUCCUUGGCACUUAAGAUCCAGGACUGCAGAGCUUAAAGAAGAAGGCAGCCCUCACAGCUUGGAUCCACUGCCGGCUCUCCAGGCUGCUGCCCCAGCAAUUACCAACCCAGAAGCUGCAAACAUCAACAAAGAAGGUUAAAGAGGAGACAUGAAUCUUGAAGAGUAUUUUGCAAGAACUGGGUAUAGAGGUUCCCUUGAAAAUCAAGAUUUGGAAACCUUAACUGAUAUAUUCCAGCACCACAUUCGUGCCGUUCCAUUUGAAAACCUCAGCAUCCAUUGUGGGGAGAAAAUUACUUUGGAUCUGGAGCACGUUUAUAACAAAAUCGUGCACAAGAAGCGCGGUGGUUGGUGCAUGGAAAAUAACCAGCUGUUAGGUUGGGUCCUGAAGUGCCUGGGGUAUGACACCAGCUUUUUGGGAGCAUACGUGUUCAACCCGCAUGAGAACGCAUAUGCCACCAUCAUGACCCACCUCCUAGUAAAGGUAGUUAUUGAGGGAAAAGCCUACAUUGUUGAUGCGGGUUUUGGUGUAUCCUACCAAAUGUGGCAACCGAUGGAGCUUGUAUCAGGGAAAGACCAGCCCCAGGCUCCUGGCAUCUUUCGUUUCACAGAAAAGAAUGCCAUCUGGUACCUUGAGAAAAUGAGACGGAAACAAUAUAUCCCCAAUCAGAAUUUCUCUAAUUCUGAUCUUCUAGAGAAAAAAGACUGUCGGAAAGUGUAUAUGUUCAGUCUGGAGCCACGGGCAGUGGAGGAUUUCUGUUUUCAGUGCACGUACCUUCAGACGUCUCCAGAUUCCCUCUUUACAAAGAAGUCCAUCUGUACCCUUCAGACCACCGAAGGUUUCCGAGCGCUCAUUGGGUGGACACUCACUGAGACCAAAUACAAUUACAAGGAAAACAUGGAUCUGGUGGAGUUUAUAACCCUUAAGGACGAGGAGGUGGAGGAGACACUGAGAGAUAAAUUCAACAUCACCCUAGAGAGAAAGCUUGUCCCAAUUAACGUCAAAGGAUUUUAUACAAUCUAGAUGACUGGAAAAACCCAUGGUAAUGCUUCAUGCAUACAGAAUCUUCCAUGUCUUUGCAAUCACUACUGCAAGAUCAUGGGAUUCCCUUGCAGGCGACUGGAGGAAAAAAAUACAUUAAUACCAGAUUAAAGUGAAUUUCACUCUGGAGAAAGGAGAAAAUCAGGGAUUUAAGACUCAUCUGUCAGGUAGAUAGAAUUAUUUUCUGUGAGAUGACUGCGGUUCAAUUUUUUGGCACAAAUGUAGAGACUGAUUUGAAUCUGGUUAUAAACUUGGGUAAGAAAUAUCUCAGAGUAAUUUUGGAGUGCCUAUAGCACAUAAAUUGGAGUAAGGAUUAUUAACUGUGAUAUGCUGCCAACACAUUUUCUAUGGCCAUUAUAGGAAAAAAAAAAAAGUCAUCUGUGAGCUUUUAGACAAUGAAGUAUGCAUUUAAAACUUCAUUUUUCACAAGAUCUAACCACUCACUGCUCAUCUCAUUACCUUUAAUAUAGGUUGAACAAUAUUGUCAUCUUUGAAAGCAGCAUUAGGAGGUGUAAUUCUUUCACCAUCAUCCUUAGAUGAAAACACAGUACAAAACGAAAAUUAUCAAGUGCAUCCCUUCUGUCAUUACUGAAGUAAACUGCCCAAGGUAAUUUUUAGUACGUAGGUAUUUUUCCUUUGAUGCAAACUGUAUAUACGGCAGCAUUAUUGUGUCUGAUGGGUUCUAAGGAGAUACCUACAAGCUUUGUGUCUGAUAAAUAAUCAUCCUGUAACGGGUUGAGUGGUGCUUAGAUGUCUCAACUAGCUUAGAUUUACUUCUACCUCAAAUGGGGUAGAAAUUUCAUGUUUCCAGUAUUGCAAAUUAUUUCUAUAACACAAGUAGAACAAUGAAGCUAACCCUGCUAUAGCCUUAAACCUACCCUGCUUUUUGUGUAUAGCAAAUAUGGGAGUCCACAUGCUAUCCCAAAUAACUAAUGCUUAGCAUAAGCUCUCUAGUGUCACAAAUUAGUCUCAUCACCUGUAUUCAAUUGAAGAAAAGAAUAAAACAAACCACCAUGAACCCAACCAAAUAUGAAGAAACUCCUUUCUUUAAAAAGUAUUUCACAAUUGCAUAUUCCCAUUAAAAAUACGUUUCCCCAUCACGCUUUUCUGCAAAAAGCCUGACCAAGAAAACCACUGAGAAAGCAAAAAUGCUCUCAAGAGCACAAGAUCAGCAGCAACACUGGAAAACAUCCUUUUUCUCCUUCGCAUGAUAAUAAAGGAAAACAAAAACAAAGACUUGCUGUAAGUAGAGCCUCCCCCAGUUACUGCAUGACUCUCUCAUGCGCUAAUAGCUAAGUAAAUGAGGUCUGCACAGUUGUGCUGGUCAAAACUGCCCACCACAGAUUCCUUGAACCAAACAGGCCAAUACCAAAAUCUGAGAGGCUUCUGUAAAGCUCGCAGGUUGAAGAGGACAUUCCCUACCACAUCCUAUGCUGGGCUGGCUCCUCCCUGUCCAUUGGCCAUAGUGGCAGUUCUGCCUGUUCAGGGACAGAGAAAUAAGGACCAAGCAGGAAGCAAUAGGAGACACUGAAAGAUCUUACUGAGGUUUACACUGUUUUUCUAUGAGCAAUGGAACUAAAGACUUUCUUCUAUAAUUUGUGUUCUUACUACUACAUCACACCAAGGUCUCAUUAAGGGUUUUUACCCCUUUCUAAGUGAUUGAUCACAACAAGCUGUUCCUCAAGACCCCAAGGAACAUUCUGAGUUUCAGAACACUUACCGCCUCCAUUUUGGCUGUCAGAACAUCCCAUCUGCAUUCAACCCAGGUCACAAAACCAUAUUCCUCUGUGCAGUGAACUACAGCUGUUCUCUGGUGCUGCUGCCUUUUGUCUUGAGGGCAACCAUUUACAGGCUAGUUAUUCUGCCUCUGUAUUUCUCUAGAGAUGUUCCUGCUAUUGCUCCCAGGUAAUUGCUCAGGUUGCAACGCAAAAGGCUUCCUCAAGCCGAGCACUAUAGGCUCAUACUUUAACCAUGCCUGUAAAGAUGAGAUUCAACACAGGUACCCUUUCAAGUAUUAUGUUCAUACUUCAGAUUUAUGGGACAGACAAUGACUGAAGCUCCAACCCUUUCUCUGACUCCACCUGUUGAUAACAGCUCACUGAGAUGGGUUUUUCUUUUCCAUGUUACAAGCAUAACUGGGUCCUCACCAUGCAGCAUCAAAACACAUUAAGAAAAGUCAACACGUACAGGAACAGCUCCACAGUUUAACUAAAGCUCCUGAUAAGCUGACAAAAAGCCUGAAGUUAUUGGGGCGUGAAUGUCAGACCCAAAAUGUCUCAAAGGUUUGAGAUGAGAACGGUGCAAAAACAAAUGAAACCAAACAACCCCAGAGGCCUCCUGCUGCAGUUUCACUAGCAAGGCGUUACUGUAAAAGACAGACACUCUCCUACACCAAAAAGGAACAAACCAAACAAGUAAUUAAAGCAUCAACUCUCAGAGAAGCUUGUAUUCACAUGCAGUAAGGAAACACAGAAUCACACAGCUGCAAGGCACUCUGACAUCCUUUGCCAUCACUAUACCUUAUUAACAACCUCUCUUUAAGGUUUAAUGAGAGCCUAAGCUACUGUGCAGUUUUCAUUGCAGAUUGUUGUUCACAUGAAGCAGAACAAACGUGUAGAAUCCCCUGCCUGCCCCCCCCCCCCCCCCCCACUUUUAUAAUUCCAAAUAAAAUCUACAAGUAUAGCAUUCCAAUUAACAGAAAGAUGAGACCAUUUCUUUUUAAGUCUGAAUUCUGGAGCAGCUCCCAGAAUCCCAGCCCAGCUGCCCAUUACACACACACACAAUGCCCAAUGGCAACGACAGCCAUCCACAAUUGUAUAAUGGAGAAUCUUAUUAGAAAACAAGACGCAUAACGGAAGAAACACAGUUCAAACUCCAUGGCCCCACUGCCCAUCCUCCUCCCUCUCCAAAGAGUCAAAGUUUAAGCAGCUCAUGCAUUACUAAAGGGAAGAUUCGGGAUGUCUCAUUGCAGUUGCGCUCCGGUCUUGUAGUUUUUAAGAUCCAAUUCCAAGCAGAAUAAAAGCAGCAAAAGAAGAAGCAUCAGCAAUAAAGAUGAAGUUGUUCAGUUCCAACAUUUCCAAGACUGACUGUCAAAAGAGGGACAAAAAUUCCACCUGUCAAGACGUAUAUUUAAACUUAACACAGUGAGCUGUCAGCAGGCAUGAACUACAACACACUUUGCUUGUUCACCCUAAUAGGUACCUUAAUACAACAGGCACAAACAC
This is a messenger RNA of Coturnix japonica (Japanese quail), 5965 nucleotides long. Lineage: Eukaryota; Metazoa; Chordata; Aves; Galliformes; Phasianidae. The record is from RefSeq and is a predicted model, not a curated record.